Dromiciops gliroides (monito del monte) is the source of this 7013-nucleotide messenger RNA. It is a transcript of the gene RASGEF1C, whose product is annotated as RasGEF domain family member 1C. Gene Ontology annotation, molecular function: guanyl-nucleotide exchange factor activity. The record is from RefSeq and is a predicted model, not a curated record. Bases 423 to 1838 code for a protein of 471 amino acids. Gene Ontology annotation, biological process: Ras protein signal transduction; positive regulation of GTPase activity. Gene Ontology annotation, cellular component: plasma membrane. The transcript is spliced from 15 exons. Lineage: Eukaryota; Metazoa; Chordata; Mammalia; Microbiotheria; Microbiotheriidae.
GGGGCGGCGGCGGCUCCUUAGCCGGCGGCUGCGGAGGCAGGAGCUGCAGUGGGUCCCCGGCUUCUGCCGUGUGUGCCCCGCCUGGCGCCCCGCCCGCCCGAGCUGCCGGGAGCUCGUCCCUCGCCGGAGGAUCUCUAACCCUGGCGACCUGUGCGCACCCUGCGCCGCCAGGUUCGUUCUGUCCUGAGCCGGGCUGUGCCCAGGAAGGUGCAAGUGGGGAUGGCUGUGCCUCCCGGCAGGAGCAGAGGAGACCGGCGCGCCUAGCCGCGGGGAUGGCUCAAGUGCUGUGCAUCUUAAAAGUGACAGACACGACCCCUUUGGAAGUUGAAGGAAGAAAGAAGUUGGUUUCCACUGGGGGCUCCCCACCCUUGAGAGGUGCCUGUCCUAAAGUGUGAGCACGUCAUGCACAGACUGUGGAAGGGAUGCCCCAGACGCUGAGCACCACAAGCAUGGUGACUCCCUGUGGCUUCAGCCCCCACCUUCAUUCAUCUGGGGAGCAAGGAGGACUGAUCUUUCAGGAUGGAAACCUAAGCUCAGCGUCACUCGAUGCUUUGAUCCAGCACCUCAUCCCUACCACAGAUUACUACCCAGAAAAAGCCUACAUCUUUACCUUUCUGCUGAGCUCCAGACUCUUCAUCGAGCCCCAUGAGCUCUUGGCCCGAGUCUGCCACCAAUGCAUUGAACAGCAAAGACUGGAUGAACCUGUGCUGGACAAGGCUCGGGUCCGAAAAUUUGGUCCCAAGCUCCUGCAGCUGUUGGCAGAGUGGACAGAAACAUUCCCCUAUGACUUUCAGGAAGAGAAGAUGGUCGGCCACCUGAAGGACAUGAUUCGCCGAAUUGCUCCCUGUGAUGAGGCUUACUGGAAAAAGAUGAAUCAACUCCUGCAGGCACUGAAUCAGAAGCUUGCCACGCUUAGCCAUGGACAGGAAGGUCUAGUCAAAAUCAAUGCCACCGUCUCAGACAAGCUUGUUUCUUUUAAGACGAAGCCGCCCCCCUCAAUUCAGCGGGAGAUCCUGAGUGUCUGCAGUGACCCUUACACUCUGGCCCAGCAGCUGACUCAUGUAGAACUGGAAAGGCUGAGUCACAUUGGACCCGAAGAAUUUGUCCAGGCUUUUGUGCAUAAAGAUUCUUUGGACAGCACAAAGUCUUGUUUCAGUGAACAGAACAAAACAAAUAACCUUGAAGCCUAUGUGAAAUGGUUCAACCGUCUGUGUUACCUUGUGGCAACUGAAAUCUGCAUGCCGGCCAAAAAGAAGCAGAGAGCACAGGUGAUUGAGUUCUUCAUCGAUGUGGCUCGGGAAUGCUUCAACAUUGGGAAUUUCAAUUCACUGAUGGCAAUCAUCUCUGGUAUGAACAUGAGUCCUGUCUCCAGGCUAAAGAAGACAUGGUCCAAAGUGAAAACAGCCAAGUUUUUCAUCCUCGAGCACCAGAUGGACCCUACGGGCAAUUUCUAUAACUACCGGACAGCACUGAGAGGGGCGGCCCAUCGAUCUCUCACUGCCCACAGCAACAGGGAGAAGAUUGUCAUUCCUUUCUUCAGCCUGCUAAUCAAAGACAUAUACUUUCUGAACGAAGGAUGUGCCAACCGCCUUCCAAAUGGACACGUCAACUUUGAAAAAUUUCUGGAGCUGUCUAAACAAGUUGGGGAAUUUAUAACAUGGAAACAAGUGGAAUGCCCAUUUGAACAAGAUCCCAACAUCACCCACUACUUACACACGGCUCCCAUCUUCACUGAGGAUGGUCUUUAUCUGGCUUCUUAUGAAAGUGAAAGUCCAGAGAACCAAGUAGAAAAAGAGAGGUGGAAGUCUUUAAGGUCUACUAUUUUAGGAAAGACUUGAAGAACAAGGAAUUGAAAAAGUAGGAAAAGAAAAAAAAAACAGCAAAAAUACUUUGCACUACUGAUUCCAAAGAUGCCUAUUGGGGAUUUAGGUGUCAAUUUCUUUCUCUUUUUUUGAUGAACCGCAAAACAUGAUGAACUGCAUUCUCUACUGAAAUUGACAGCAUUCUGCACAAUUAUCCUUUUCUAAAUGUUUCUAUCCUGGAAACAACAGUGGCUGUCACUCACACCCAGGGGCACCAAGACGGCCUGGGCUGAUGGUUCCCUUGUCUCUGAAGACAGCGAGUCAUGCCACGGUGCUACCCCAAAACUUUGCGAAGCUCACACGAUCAAAUGGAAACAAAAAAAUCCUUCAGUAGGUGCUUCAAGAAGCAGCCUCUAAGUGUGUUCCCAGGACCAUGAAAUUUCAUUGUGUCUAACUCUGUUCCGUCUUGAAUAAAAACUUUGUCCUCCAAAAGGGAUAACCAGCCUAGUUGGGUAAUGAGUGCAUUGCAGUCAAACAUACCAACUACUGAGACAAAGGCCCGGGGAGUCUUGAUAUCACAAAUACAACAUGACAGGAACUGUCCAUUCAUGGCUUCCUUCCUUAAUCAUUGCUUCUCUUUCUGGAACUCAAAUCUGAGGACUGGUUGAGCGUGAAACAAUACUGGCCGUAUCAAUUGUACCUUCAGCUUCUGCUGAUGAAGCACAUUGCUCUGAAAGAUGGGUUUACUUCUAAUUAAGGCAUGUGGGUCAUUCCCUGGUUCUGCUGAUGCUAUGAAAUCUCUUCCAUGACAUAUGAUGAAAUAUAACUGGGUGAAACAGGUCAGUGGGCCAAAGCGGAUUUCACUCUGUAGAUAACUCAUAAGUUAAAUUUUGUGGAGUUUAGUUCUGAUGUGACAUCGUUAUUUUAAAAUAUAUAUAUUUAUCCCUUGGAUCCAAGAUGAACUUGGCAUAAAUACCCACAACCUCAUCAAGUUAGGGCUCCUAGACAGUCAAAGUUAUUGGAAGUGGAGAUUGAAUGUGAUUAGCAUUUCUUCUCCAUAAGCGUUCAUGUUGUAUAGAUUAUAACAAGCGCAAAACAAUCAUGCACUUAUGAGAAAUAAAUGGAGCACCAUCCUGUAAUGUAAUUAACAUAUCUGCCACAUUCACUCAAAUGCUCCACUAAUAACCCAUGCUUGUCUUAUUUUUGUUCCAUUGAAUAUAGAGCAUAGUUCUUUACUUGGAGAAAUGAACAGUCCACAGAAUAAUUGAACCAAUCACUUUGGCCAUUUUGAUGAUCGAUAGGGAUUGCCUCAUUGAGCAGAAUUGGCCAUGAUAAUGUCCAGUCAAUUAUAAACAGCCAUGUUCAGAGACUGGGUUUGGAUACAAACACACAGUCCAUGUUUCUUGGAAAAUUUGGUUAAAAGAUCCAGUGAAAUGGGAUCAUUUUGAUAAUGAUAUUGUAAUGAACUAGUUGAAAGUCUAGAUAUGUCAAGGGGCUACAUAUCAGCCCAUGCCUUUGGUGAGUAGUUGUCCUGAACAAAGAGCAUAGAGCAGGAGUCCUGUGUUUUCAUAGAUGUUUUAGUGGCAUAUCCAAAUAUUGUUUGUAUCCUCAAGUGGCUGGCCAUUUAUGUCACCCCAUUAAUAAAAAACAUAGGAUGCAUAAAGUCCUACUAUUGCCUGGUACAAAAUGCUAGUUUGGGAGAAUCAAUUUCCUGGUCGCAUCCUGGCCAAUCUGAUCUGAAUAAAUCCAUUUUGAAGAAUCCCUAGGCAGUUAGCAGUGUUAGGCCUCCAGUCCUGGGGUUCCUUGUCCAUGUAGACAUAUUACAAAAGGCAGUGUUCAAUCUUGUAAUCUUUAGCUUCAUCCAAUGUAAAACUGAAAUGUCAGAGGCUCUAGAAGUAAUCUAUAUGUGAUUCCUCAGCAGCUGACCUAGGCCCAUGGUCAGCUCCUGGAAUAUCCCCAAAAGGCCAGUGGAAGCCUUUGGGAAUAACAGGAUCUCCACUGGGGCAAUGCCAGCUGACAUUAGUACUUAGUUACCACCUGAUGCUGGGCCUGGAUCCCAUUGUCUGUAUAUCAGAUUGUCGCCCUACCACAUUUUCAUUCAUUUUGAGAGUUUAGCUUAAACUCACCAUGGGAAUGGCCUCCUUUAGAUAGACAAAGAUUCAUCACAGUUCCUAAUAAAAGGGAACACAUUCCAAGAUAAUGAAUGAUUAUUCCAUUUAUACUAGUCUGUUCAUUAUGAAGCCCCUUAACCAGGUGUACAUGGUAUUAUUAGGUCAACCUGCUCCACCAAUAGGACUGGGCUCCCUCAAGAUUCUUGGGGGGGGGCAGCGCUAGAUAAGAAAGGCCAAGCCAUCCAAAGGUCUCAUAGCUGGAAGACUUUAUUGGAAUCCUGUCUUGUGCAAAAUGCUAAACAUAUCUCCUCUCCCCUCCUGGCAACAUGGGAAAUGAUAUAUCACAAUAUAUUACAUUGACCAUAUAAACAAGAAACUGUAGCUACUGAGAAUGAGGAACUUUCUGCAUUUACACCAAUAUCCCCAAGUAUACCCCAUGCAGAUCCUUGCAGAAACAGAUUUAGACAUUAAGCAAAAUCAUUAAUUUCCCUUCUUUAUUAACACUUUUUCUUCUACUGUAGCAAAACUAAGUUUGGUAAAGGACGUAUUACUUUUACCAUUCUCUGCAGUUUUAGAAGACCAGUGCCCAAUCUUGUAGCUCCUUAUUUUGGUAUGGAUGCAAUAUCAAACUGUAGCUGUCCGUAGUUAAAUAUCAUUUGUGUGCAACUUAAAUAACUAGUUAUUCAUAUUUCCCGUCCUGCUAUGGCAAAACACAAGGCCCACUCAAUCACAGGUCACCAGAAUCAGCGGAUUCUUAUCUAACUGCAUUCUUGAGGGGGUUUGUCUGUGAAAAACACUGAACACUGAACCUAUCUUGCAGAACAAAGAGAAUCUAGGCAUGUGCAGCUCAGCAGUGUGCAUCCUGGAGCUCUGGGGAAAGCAAGACCUUUCCUGAAACCGUAGCAUGAAUUAUUCACAUAUUCUUCACAGCAGCUCUGGGUACAGAGUGAAUAUGAGAAAAUGAGCCUUCGAGGCUUCUCUCUGGGAAGAUUGCCAGGAGCCCUGCCCCUCUCUAGGGGGCACACCAGCCACUUCUGUGGCCCCCUCAUUGCCCAUACAUUAUCCCAUACGCUCCCUUCUAGCAAAAGGGGUUUUCCACAAAGAACACAGAUUCCACAGGUGGCUACUGAAUGCUGAAUUCAGUUCCAGGUGGUCAGUGGCUUAGCUCCAAGCACAGAGAGAUGGUUCUUCGCCCUUUCUGCCUGUAUAUACACUGAGCAUGAGGAUGAGAUACAGGGUUCCUUCUCUCCCUUUUGAUGAGACAUCAGAGGAAGGGGUUGGAUAAUGAGCUUAUUUCACUUUAGAAAAGGAUUCAGGUCUUUAUUAACAUUCACCUACCUUUAAUGGGAUUUUGUUGUAAAUAUGUUGUUUUAAUAUAUAUAUUUUUUUAAAAAAACACAGUUCAUGAUAGUCAAGCCAGCCAAGGAUGUGUCUCAGAUUUCUGAAUGUCUAACUGGUCAGUGCCAAGGCCCUGGUGGGACUUUUUCUCUCUCUCUUAAAAGGAAGACAAUUCAUAUUAGACAAUUAAAAAACAGCAACGUAAUCAGUAGCACUUCUGAGUAGGAUAGAGAUAGGGACUACACCUGUGAUUUCAUCGAUAUAGGGAACCACUGUAUGAGAAAUUCUCUCUACCAGUUUAGGUUGGCACCUUCUCUACAAUGAAUUGUCUCAGAGAAUUGGCAGGAACAUGGAGGGCUUGUGACUUGCCAAGGCUAACAUGCAUCAGAGGCAAGACAAGAAAUUCAGCCCUCCUUGGCUCUGAGGCUAUUUCUCUGUCCAAUUCUCCAGGUUGCCUCUUACCAUUAAGCAACAAAAAGAAAAUGGCAGGAUGAGUUGUAGGCAUUACUCGAAGUACACAAACACUUCCAUUUUUCAGAAUUUUCUUUGGGAAAUUUACCUUGUUACCUACCUCUGUAAAAGCAGAAGAAAGGGUAGGCUGGGUCCAUUAGCAGUCACAAUCAAUCUGUUAGCCCAAAUACUUUUGGGGAGGAAAGAGAAUAGAUUUCCAUUUGGAUUUUCUCUAAGUUUCAAGUAUAUAGUGAAAAUAAUUUUUUAAUUAAAAAAAAUCCUUCUUCCACAUUUGUUUAACCCUACUUGUCUUCUGCAGCACUGGAUUUUAGAGCUGGAAAGGAUCUUAGAUAUAAUCUAGGCAAAUCCUUCUAUUUGCCAGAAGAGGAAAUUAAGGAGCUGGAAAGUAAAGUGAUUGGUUCUAGAUCCAUGACAGCUUGUUACUGGAGGAGAGUCAGGAUGAGCCAUGUGUUCUACUCCUGAUCCACAAUUGUUCCCACCAUAUUUUGCUGCAUCCUAGACAAAAACAACCCUUUCCAGUGAUGUUCUCCCUUUAGACAGACAACCUUUGCUAUCAGAAAUGAAGAAAACAACCUGUGUACAAGUAUGGUCAGUGAAAUUCUGCAUUCAGAUUCCCAGAACUCACCAAUUUCUAGGUGCAGCUAAUUCAGAUGGAAUAGGUUAAAUGAAAUUCCCAGGAUCAGUCCCCUAUUGAACAUCUUCCUCUGAUGAGAGAUCACCUAGAUUCGCUGUCCAGAGGCAAGCUGCUGCCUUUAUUAAGCAGCUUCAACUAGAUCAGGGCUUCUUAAACUUUUCCCACUCAUGACCCUUUUUGUCCAAAAAAGUUUUAUGUGACCCCGGGUAUAUAGGUAUAUAAAAUAGGUAUACAUAAUCUUUCAUGAAUCCCAUACUUGGUUACAUGAUCUCAUAUGGGGUCACAACCCACAGUUUGGGCUCGAUGACCUUUAAGGUCCUUUACAGCUUGACAACUACAAUUCUGUGGUCCUUCCCGAGUCCCUUUGGCUUCUGAAACCAAAGCACUGAGACAUUGAUUAGACUUGGUUGGGUAAAGCCAACAUUCUUCACCGUGAAGAACAAAUCAAGGAAGAUCUUAGCCAAAAGCCUGAUGGGAGCUUUCUGCCUAUCCUGCUGUAGCUGGAAAUCAGGAAAUCUAGAGUGGUUCUGUGUAUUGUUGUUCAGUAGUUUCAGCUGUGUCGACUCCUCGUGACCCCAUUUAGGGUUUUCUUAGCAAAGAUGCUGGAGUGGUUGGCCAUUUCCUUCUUCAGCUCAUUUUAAAGAAGAGAAAACUGAG